Messenger RNA from Paraglomus brasilianum, 597 nucleotides. The record is from the annotation of a GenBank genome assembly. Lineage: Eukaryota; Fungi; Glomeromycota; Glomeromycetes; Paraglomerales; Paraglomeraceae.
AUGUCAUCGAUGAUUCGCCGUAAUCGUGGACGUAAGUCAAAGAUUCCUGCACCUGCAAAGUUAGAUUUUACGGGAAAAAGUGCAGUCAUGGUAGUUGAUAAGAAAUCAACCAGAACGAAAAAAUCGGUGAAAAAAGACUGUUCAAAGUGUAAAAAAAUGUUACCUGUAACGGACAGUUUGGAAAACUCUGUCGACAUUUUAGAAAAUUCGUCAAAAGAGUUAAUCCACGUCGGAGACUGCAAUAAAAAUGACAUAGGUUUCGUUACAAAGGAUGACAUUGAUAGAAAAGAAUUAGCAACUAUGUCUCCGAACGAGCCAGCUAUUUCAACGUCUUUUUCAAGAUUACGGCUCGGUCAAAAACGUAGAACAGUUCCUAAAGAGUUAGAUUUUACAGGAUAUAACCCUAUCAUGGUGGUGGAACGUCUGGAAAAACGAAGAAUAGCAGAAGAAGAUGAAUGCAAAACUGUAGUAAAUUAUGGUAUUGGCAGAGAAAAGCUCGCACAAAUGACUACAGAGGAACUAAGAGGUUAUGCCAAAUUCUUUGCAACGGCGUUAACCAAAAUUAAUCUCAACCAACCUAACAACCGCAACUCUUAA